AUGACGGCUACUGAACAACGUACAACGGAUUUAUUUCGUCGUCAUCCAUCAUCAACUGUAUCAUGUAUAUCAUCGAAUGUUGGUUCAAUAACAGAUUUUCUUCUCACUUCCGAACACUCCUCAUUAAAUAAGGAUGAACAAUUAUUAGAAAAUAGUAAAGUAGAAGAUAUAUCAAUCAGUGAAAAUGUUAAUGAAUCAUUAAAUGAAUUAAAUAUAUCGGGUAAUAAAGAAAAAUUAGGUCAUCGUCGUGUUGAUGAAACUGGACAUGUAUCAUAUAAACGUGUUAUGGUUGAUGAUCUUAUAAAAUCAUUCCAAAUCGGUCUUAAUUAUGUUCUUGGUAAACAUCAUCAACCACAACGUCAAGUACUUUUUCAAGAUUUUAAACAAGUUGAAUAUCAAGAUUUUCCAUCAGAUGGUUCAAAAUCAACACCUAAACAUCCAUAUGCUGAAUUUCAAUUAAAAACUUAUGCACAAACAGCAUUUCGUUUUUUUCGUGAUGCCUUUGGUAUUGAUCCAUCUUCGUUUAUGUUAUCACUUUGUGCUAAAGAUUUACGUGAAUUACCAAAUCCAGGUGCAAGUGGUUCAAUUUUUUAUAUAACAGCUGAUGAUGCAUAUGUUAUAAAAACAGUAUCAAAAAAAGAAGCAAAAUUUUUACUUAGUCUUUUACCUAGUUGUUAUAUGAAUUUAACACAGAAUCCUUUUACAUUAUUACCAAAAUUUUUUGGUCUUUUUUGUUAUCAAAGUUUUAAUAAAAAUAUUCGUUUUGUUAUAAUGAAUAAUUUAAUACCAGUAAAUGUUAAAUUAUAUGAAAAAUAUGAUUUAAAAGGUUCAAUUUAUAAACGAAAAGCAUCUGAAGAAGAACAUAAACGUGAUUUACCAACAUUAAAAGAUAAUGAUUUUAAAAGUCAACAUCCAUAUGGUUUAACAUUAGAACCAUUUUUCUAUGAUCAAUUAAUACAAACAAUUGAAGAUGAUGUUCAAAUUUUGAGUAGUUUUGAUAUAAUGGAUUAUUCACUUCUAUUAGCUGUUCAUAAUAUAACAGAAGAAAUGAAAUCAACACAAAAUCUACCACUUAUGUCAUCAUUAGCAUUAAACGAAAUAACAAUUGAAAAUGAAACAAAUUCAUCAGAUACAAUGACUAAUAAAUCAUUAAAUAUGAAUGAAGAAUCAAUAACAAUACCAACAGAUUCUAAUAUUACUAUGACACAAUCAUCUCAUCAUCCAACUUAUAUACAAUAUUUACGUGUUAUUGAAUUUAUUCGUGCACAACAAGAACAAUCAAUUCUUAAUACUAAACAAACAUUAUCAGAUACUCCUAUUGAUAAUUGUGAUACAGCAAGUAUUCAAACAGUUAAACAAGAAUUAUCACCAGUAUUAAAUACAACAACAGAAACAACAUUACAAACAAAUGAAGAAUCAUCAAAUUCAACUAAUAUAAUAUUAAAUCCAAAUACUUUUGGUUUAAUUGGUGGUGAUGUUUGGUUCAAUCGACAAAAUCUUUCACGUCUUGCAAUGGCUGGUAUACCAGCUGUGAAUGACAAGGGUGAUUUAUUAUUAUUAUAUGUUGGUAUUAUUGAUAUACUACAAGAUUAUCGUCUUCGUAAAAAAUUAGAACAUGUAUUCAAAUCAACAUUAGUAACUAGGGAAGAAAUAUCUGUUUGUAAUCCAAGUCAUUAUGGUGCUCGUUUUGUCAGAUUUAUUUCACAUAGAGUAUUUCGAAAAGGAGGUCGAACUGGAAACACUUUACUAUCUGAUAGUCAGUCAAAUACAGAUGGCAUUACUUUUAAUAGUAGCAAAUUAUUCAAUCCAUCUUCAUCAAAUCGUUCUCAAAUAAGUGAUGAUAGUUCAUCAAUAACGAACAAUAUCAACGAAAUAUAUAAAAAAAGAUCUUGA
This is a messenger RNA of Rotaria sp. Silwood1, 1893 nucleotides long. The record is from the annotation of a GenBank genome assembly. NCBI's taxonomy places the organism in Eukaryota, Metazoa, Rotifera, Eurotatoria, Philodinida, Philodinidae.